This is a messenger RNA of Salvelinus namaycush (lake trout), 2058 nucleotides long. Its product is annotated as rho GTPase-activating protein 42-like. The coding region runs from base 178 to 570 and encodes 130 amino acids. Lineage: Eukaryota; Metazoa; Chordata; Actinopteri; Salmoniformes; Salmonidae. The record is from RefSeq and is a predicted model, not a curated record. The transcript has 4 exons. Gene Ontology annotation, molecular function: protein binding; GTPase activator activity. Gene Ontology annotation, cellular component: cytoplasm.
UACGGCGGAAGUACAGGGAAAGUGGGAGGAAAAAAAGUUUCGACAACUCUAGAUUGCGAAUAACACCGGUAUAGCAUGAUGAAAACACACUUCUGUUAGGUAAAUACUUUUAUGAUCGGAAAAUAACUUAAACAUAGUUUAUUGUGCGGGACACAUAGUCUUACUUUCGAGUUCACAAUGGGACUCCCAACUCUGGAGUUUAGCGAUUCUUUUCUGGAUAGCCCUGAUUUCAGAGAACGGCUAAAAUAUCACGAAAUAGAGUUGGACCGGACAAACAAAUUCAUCAAAGAACUGAUCAAAGACGGGAAUAUGUUGAUAACGGCGCUAAAGAAUCUGUCUACUGCUGUCCAGAAGUUCUCUCAGUCCCUCCAGGAGUUCCAGUUUGAGUGUAUAGGAGACGCGGAGACGGACGACGAGGUCAAUAUCGCCCAGUCGUUCAAGGAGUUUUCCCAGCUACUGAACACAGUGGAAGAGGAGAGGAGACGCUUGAUCCAGAAUGCGGAUGAUGUGCUAAUUGCACCUUUAGAGAAGUUCAGGAAGGAACAGAUCGGAGCUGCCAAGGUAAGAUAAAAACCAGCAUUAUAUCUCAACAACAUGUUUACUGAUAUUACAGAGUGGUUUAUUAAGAUAUUUAUCAGGCAUUUUAAUGAUAUCCUAUAAUUCACAUACAAUGACAAGUGUAUCCUCACCAAUGAGUAUCCAUUCUAAUGAAUACUGUAUGUCAAGUAUUACAAUCACAAAGUGGACUGUGCUGAAUGUAAUGGCUAGAGAAAGAAGAUGAAGUUAACCAGAAAGACAAAUUCAUAAACUUAGUAAACGUUAGUAACCUACAAUAUUAAUUUAUUCAAAACCAGCUCUGACUCCCUGACCGUUGAGACACUAUGAGCUCAACCAGCUCUGACUCCCUGACCGUUGAGACACUAUGAGCUCAACCAGCUCUGACUCCCUGACCGUUGAGACACUAUGAGCCCAACCAGCUCUGACUCCCUGACCGUUGAGACACUAUGAGCCCAACCAGCUCUGACUCCCUGACCGUUGAGACACUAUGAGUUCAACCAGCUCUGACUCCCUGACCGUUGAGACACUAUGAGUUCAACCAGCUCUGACUCCCUGACCGUUGAGACACUAUGAGUUCAACCAGCUCUGACUCCCUGACCGUUGAGACACUAUGAGCUCAACCAGCUCUGACUCCCUGACCGUUGAGACACUAUGAGUUCAACCAGCUCUGACUCCCUGACCGUUGAGACACUAUGAGCUCAGCCAGCUCUGACUCCCUGACCGUUGAGACACUAUGAGCCCAACCAGCUCUGACUCCCUGACCGUUGAGACACUAUGAGUUCAACCAGCUCUGACUCCCUGACCGUUGAGACACUAUGAGCCCAACCAGCUCUGACUCCCUGACCGUUGAGACACUAUGAGUUCAACCAGCUCUGACUCCCUGACCGUUGAGACACUAUGAGUUCAACCAGCUCUGACUCCCUGACCGUUGAGACACUAUGAGCCCAACCAGCUCUGACACCCUGACCGUUGAGACACUAUGAGCUCAACCAGCUCUGACUCCCUGACCGUUGAGACACUAUGAGCUCAACCAGCUCUGACUCCCUGACAGUUGAUACACUAUGAGCCCAACCAGCUCUGACUCCCUGACCGUUGAGACACUAUGAGUUCAACCAGCUCUGACUCCCUGACCGUUGAGACACUAUGAGCCCAACCAGCUCUGACUCCCUGACCGUUGAGACACUAUGAGCUCUAACUCUCUAUUGUGUUUCCUCCAAACCGGUUCCUCCCACCAAAGUGAUUUCUAACGUUCGUCUGUCCUGCCCUCUAGAAGACUAGAAGUCAUAGCAUAAAGACCAGGGACUGUCCCAACUGCCAGCCUGUGGGCCCUUGUCAAAAAGAGUGCACUAUAAAGGGAUUAGAGAGACAUUUUGGACAUACCUUUGGUCUUUCCAGUGAGUGACCAGUGUCUAGCUUUGAGACAUAUAGCUGACAUUUCUAGACUGUGGUCAGUACAAUCUGGGUGACCACACUGUACUGUACUGUACUGUAUUGUGUGUG